AUGUCUGUCAAGGGAAAUCAUCCCAAGGAGCAUUCUCCCAAGCGCCGAAAACUAAGCCACGGUACUAAUGAAAGCGAAGUCAGCGGACCGGUGACCUCUCAGAAUACCGAAGAAUCUGCCGCAGCGGUUGGCCAUGGUACUGGGUCUAACAGGCACCCUGUUGGUCGGGAGUCAAGGACGCGAGGCCCCUUGACCACCGGCACCACGGUUCUUCCCACAGGCGGAGUCAACAAAUCAUCCGUUAUCGCUUUGCAAGUGGCCGAGCUGAAUGAUGAAUUGACCCCUAACUAUGCAAGACUUCGACCUAAGUGGACAGCGGUCGUGACCACACUGGAGGCCACCAUCAAACAUUCACCACCCCGUCUGCCCGUGACCGCUCUCGAUGCUAUAAAAUCAUUUAGCAAGCAAGGGAUCAGAGUUCCGUUCCCUGAACCCCAGCCGUCGAAGAAAACCAACUACAAGUUCGAGUUCAAGGUGCCGACUCAGAUCGUAAUCGGUGGAGCGUUGCCUUUAGGGUCAAGUCUGAAACAUCAACAUGUCGUCGAACUGACGGCAAUCAUGCCGGAGGAUCUCUUGCAAGAGAAAGACUAUCUCAACUCUCGAGCUCCUCACAAAGCUGCCUUCUACCUCGCUUGCAUUGCGUCGACGAUCAAGGAAAAACAAGGGCCCGACUACGACAUGUCCUUCGCAUAUCUGUGCGAUGUGGAUCUCUUACCUACAAUCGAGCUUGUGCCGAAGGAUAAGGCAUUGUCGAAGUUUACAUUUCGAGUCGCUGUCGGGUUCCCAGACGCAUCGAUACCCGUUGCAAAGACGUUGCCCACUAAGAACUGUCUCAGGCAUGCAGUCUCCGGCGAAGCAACAACCGCCGACCAGCCUACUCCGUUUUACAACAGUGCUAUCCGCAGUGCAGCAUCGGUUUCAUCCUUUGAGGAUCUCGUCCAGAAGACGAGAAGCCCUGCUUUUGAUGAUGCAUGUCGAAUUGGCCAGCUCUGGCUGAGGCAAAGGGGCUUUUCCAGUUCGGCCAGAUCGGGAGGUUUUGGCUGGCGGGAAUGGUGUUAUAUGUGCGCCCUGUUUCUCCACUCUGGUGGUCACAGAGGCCAUCCACUGUUCUCUAAGCAGUACAGCUGCCUCCAAUUCUUCAAGGCCAUGCUCCAAAUCCUGGCUGGACGAGACUUGCGAGAUCCCAUGGUGCUCAAUAUCACAAACUUGACAAUCCCACGGUCAGAAUACCCGAUUCUAUUUGAUGGAAACACCGGCGUGAAUAUACUGUAUAAAAUGACGCCAUGGUCGUACCAGUCUCUUCGACACCACGCUCAAAUCUCACUGGCUGCAGUCAAUUCCCGGAACGAGGACAGCUUUGACUCAACAUUCACCUUGAAUGUGGCAGCACCGGUGUUGCAGUACGACGAGCUUUUCUCAAUCAAGGUCCCUGCAGCGAGGUACAGAACAGCCGGGGAGGAGCGAGACUUUCUUCUGAGAAUGCACACCACGUUGGUACGGGGUCUGGGAGAUAGGGCCACUCUGGUCAAUUUCAGGAUACCACAACGGCCCAACUGGUCCCUCAACAAAAAUCCAGUCCUCAUCAACAAAGAAGACUACGAAUUGGAGGUCGCUCUACUUACAACCCCAGACAAUGUGGCUCGACUGGUAGACCACGGUCCGGCAGCAGAGGAACAAGAUGAAGCCGCCGAGUUCCGCAGGCUCUGGGGCGAGAAAGCAGAAUUGCGCCGCUUCAGGGAUGGAAGUAUAUCUGAAAGCCUGGUGUGGGCGCCGGGGAGUCCGGUUACGUUGCAGAUCAUCUCUCAUCUCGCAACGCUCCAUUUCAAAAUACCCCCCAGCUCUGUGAAGGUCAAAGGCCAGGAUUUAGAGUCGAGUGCCUUGGGAACAGAGUCACCCGUGAGUGCAAAGGACGCAUUCAGGAUAAUUGGAUCGACAUUCCAAACCUUGGCGUCGACACUGCACGGCCUGGAAGAUCUUCCCUUGCCUAUCCGAUCGAUAUUUCCAGCAGAUCCAGGUCUACGCUCCUCCUCUGUGGGCCAUCCCCUGCUGCCGCAGACAACGCGCCCGCUGAAUAUGAUCAUCCAAUUUGACUCGUCGACAAGAUGGCCUGACUCUCUGCCUGCCAUCCAGUAUACGAAGAUCGCAUUCCUCCUCAAGCUUGCGGAACUUUUGACUGCGGCGAAUACCAGCCUGGAGACUCGCGUGGGUUUGGAGAACACCGACUCCGCUGCCACUGGGCACUUCAACACUUCGUUCCUGGAUAUCAUCUACCCGUCGCCGGCCCCGGGGCUGAGUUCGAUUUGUUUCCGAGCCCGUAUCCAUCACGACCGAGAGGAACAUCUUCUGCAGACAGCCCUGGCCGACAAAUCGCUCCAUGGCUCCCUGAGAGACUCUCUCACCACCGCACUUGCAACACAUAGGCGGGAUUUCCUCGCUCAACCAAACCACACCACGGCAAUCCGCACCCUGUGCACACGCUUUCCGCCUCUUUCCGCCACGAUUCGGUUGGUCAAGAAAUGGGUUUCGUCGCACUUGCUGCUGCCGCACAUUCCGGAAGAAGUCCUCGAGGUCGUCGCGGCACACGUCUUCCUCCACCCCGCGCCAUGGUCGACACCUGGCUCCUCUACCACCGCGUUCCUGCGUUGUCUUCACCUCCUGUCUCGAUGGGACUGGGCAUCCGCGCCUCUGAGCGUCGACCUCAGCCUCUCGCAGGACAUGACGGCCUCGCAGCUGUCUGACAUCCAGACCCGGUUCCAAGCGUGGCGCAAACUCGACCCCAGCAUGAACAACGUCGUCUGGUUCAUCGGCACGAACCACGACGCCACAGGCAUAGUCUGGACGCAGGGUGCACGGCCGCCGCGCGUGGUGGCCGGCCGUCUGACGGCUCUCGCCCGGGCUGCCGUCGACGUUGUCAUCACCAAAGGUACUCAGAUGGACGACUUGGAUUGGACGGGCCUCUUCACCAGCCCGCUGGCAGACUUUGAUUUCCAGAUCCAACUCAAACCGUCGGUGCUGCGAUCGAACAAGUCCAAAGCUGGAUCUACAUCGGCGCCGCAGCCCAACGGUGGGACCUCGGAGUUCAAGAAUCUCCAGAUCCACGAGGCUCUCGACACCGCCUCCAUCGGGCACGACCCGGUCGAGCUGUUCCUCCGCGACCUCAAUCAUGUCUUUGGGUCUACUGCCCUCUUCUUCCACGACCAGCACGGCGGCCGCGUGAUUGCUGGCUUGUGGAGGCCCGGUGUCCUCGGCCCCAAGGAGUGGCGCGUUAGGCUGGGGUGGUCGAGCGUGCCAGUACCAGUACCGGAUGACCAUCAGACAGAUACUAAGGACAUGUGUGUGUUGAACAGAGAUGGCAUCUUUGCCGAAAUCGCCAUGCUGGGCGAGGGAAUGGUCAGAGAGAUUACGGUUAAGGGCCAGUAG
Messenger RNA from Capronia epimyces CBS 606.96, 3420 nucleotides. RefSeq lists its product as uncharacterized. NCBI's taxonomy places the organism in Eukaryota, Fungi, Ascomycota, Eurotiomycetes, Chaetothyriales, Herpotrichiellaceae. The record is from RefSeq and is a predicted model, not a curated record. Gene Ontology annotation, cellular component: UTP-C complex; CURI complex; small-subunit processome. The transcript has a single exon. The coding region runs from base 1 to 3420 and encodes 1139 amino acids. Gene Ontology annotation, biological process: tRNA export from nucleus; rRNA processing.